Molecule: messenger RNA, 5238 nt
Organism: Seriola dumerili (greater amberjack)
Lineage: Eukaryota; Metazoa; Chordata; Actinopteri; Carangiformes; Carangidae
Gene: ccdc88b
Product: girdin-like
Exons: 29
Coding region: 83-4816 (1577 amino acids)
Biological process (GO): cytoskeleton-dependent intracellular transport; cytoplasmic microtubule organization
Cellular component (GO): cytoplasm; centrosome
Molecular function (GO): microtubule binding; dynein light intermediate chain binding
Source: RefSeq, a predicted model, not a curated record
UUCUCUCUCUUUGAUUCAUUACUCAUAUAAUGUUUUUAAUUAGCGAUAUUCUGUAGUGUUUCCCAGCUCUCCCAACACAACAAUGGACUCUAACAUUAUGGAGAUAAUUGAGGAAUUCAUGGAAAGUGCGUUGGCGCAAUGGGUUCAUCUGUUUGAGAAGAUGGUGGGGAGUGAGGACGGCGUCCCGCUCUACAGUCAGUAUAUGGAAGUGAACUCAAUUUCCCAGAGUGCCCGGGAUCGCUACCUCAGGCUGACCAAUGGGAUUUUUCUCAAUGAGGUCAUGAGGGUCAUAGACCCCAACCCCAAAGUGGAGCGGCUGUACGACAGUGGGAGAGAUGAUCACAUGCUGAGAGUACAGAACUUUUCUAUUUUAAAUCGACACCUCAGAGCCUUCUACCAGGAAGACCUGCAGCAGUUGAUACUGAUGCCUCUCCCAAGCGUUGCCAUUCUGGGGCAGGACCCCCUAACAGAGGCAGCUGUGGAAGAGCUCAGGCGACUGCUGCUCCUCUUACUAGGAUGUGCAGUGCAGUGUGAGAAGAAGGAGACAUUCAUUCAGCAGAUCCAAUCUCUGGACAUUGAGACCCAGGCGGCCAUUGCCAGCUGCAUUCAACAGGUGACUCAGGAUCCUCACGUGGUGCUGCCGCUGCAGUGGGAGGAGCUGAUGGAGGUGGAAGGUGCAGACUUACAGCUGGUGUUCAGCUCCAUGGCCAAACAGAUCCAAAGCCUGCUGGCAAAUAGAGACACACACAUGGAGAGGAUAGCAGAGAUGUGUCGGGAGCGGGAGUCCCAGGCUGACUCAACCACGGCGCCCCUGGGUGGUCACAGCGAGGAGCCACCCCAAGGUCUGGCACUCCAGCUGGCAGACAGCAAGGCCAAACUCCGCCGCCUUAAACAGCAACUGGAAGACAAAGGUGAUCAGUUAUUGGAUUACACGCAGGAGAUACAAACCAUGGAGGAACAGCUGAAGAAACUUCAGAAAGAGAACCGUUCUCUGCAGGGUGAGGUGAGGGGAAUGCGUGCACUGCGGGAUGAGCUGGAUUGCGCCCGAGAGCGAGCUGCACGGGCUGAGCAGCUCCAGACUGAGCUUCAGAGCUGUAAACACAGAUUGCGCAGCCUGGAGCUCACACGCACUCAGCUGAAGGAGCAGCAGCAGCUGUGUGCAGCGCUGCAGGAGACCAAAGCUCUCCUGGAAGAACAGUUGGCAGGUGCACGGGCACGCUGCUCUUCAGUAAGGGAGCUGGAGAGGGACAAUCAUCUGUUGCGUCAGAAAAUCAUGGACGUGGAAGCGGAGCGGGACACCGAGAGGCAGCGAGUUGACGAGCUGCUGGAGAUGAACAUGAGCCUUGAGGCGGACCUGAGGCACAUCAGCAGCAGUGGCGGCAGCGGUGGCAGCAUUCCUGCUCCGGUCGCUGCAGUUCACCAAAGUUUCCUCCAAUCAGAACUGGACUCUGACGAGGAGCUGAGCGAACUGAUUGAUCAGAAGCCGCUGAGUGUGGAAGUGGGCGAGGCUUCAACGCUGAGGCUGCUGGGAGCGGAGCAGGAGAACGCGGAGCUGAGGAGACGACUAGAGGAGCUGCAGGCCCAGCAGGAGGCUGAUUCUCCAGAUGCAAAGGAUGAGCUGGCCUGCCUGGAGAUGGAGCAUCAGAAGAUACUCGGAGAGUUUCAAAAUUUGAAGAAUGAAAAUGGUACUCUGAAGCAGCACCUAGAACAGCUUGUGACCAAACUGCAAUUCCUAGAAGACAAGACGAAGGAGGAAGGAAUGAAGAAGCCAGACAGAGGGGAGGAGGAGAAGGGGGAGAGAGGAGUCCAGGGAUCCGAAUCCUUCCGGGGAGAGGGGGAAGGAAGGAGGGAGAGACAAGAGAAAGAAAGUGACCUAAAGGAAGAACAGAUUGCAUUAACAUCAAGCACAAAAAGCACACAAGAUACCACAGAGACCUCAGCUGCAGACCAGGCUGCAUGUGCCCUGCCUGCUCCUGAUGUGGAGCUUCUGACAACCCGGCUCCAGGAGGCCCAGGAAGAGGCUGACAGGCAGGCGACUGUGGCCCAGGACCUGCACUCCAAGCUGGCAGAGCAGAGCAGGAAAACCUGGGAGGCUGAGCAGAGGCUGGUGGUCCUGGAGGCAGAGUUGCAGCGUCUGAAGAAAGCUGCUGAGAGUCUGGGAGAGGCCCGCAGGCAGAUAGAGGUCCUUCAGUCUGAGAGUCUGACCAUGGAGGAGGAGCUGUGCCGCCUGCGGAGCCAAACGGAGCUUCACAGGAUGCAAACCACGGUCAUCGCCACCCUGGAGGGAGAGCGGGCUGCACUGGAGAGAGACAGGGACACGCUACGCAGCACGCAGGAUGCCCUGCGCACCGCCCAGCGCAAGUGCGACCAGUUAGAGCUCACCACCCAAACUCUCAAAGCAGAGCUGGAACGUCAGGGGCGCAGUUUGGAGACUUCUCGUCGUCGGGAGGAGGAGCUGGAGGCAGAGCUCCGCGAGGCCACCCUGGAGGCUGAAUCUCUGGCCAGGGCGCGGGACCAGGCGUCGCUGGAGGCCUCGCGGCUGGAGCAGGAGAAAGAGGUGUGUCAGUCGGAGCUGGAUGGCCAACGGAAGGAGGGCAGGCAGAGAGAGAGGGAGGCAGCGAGACUGAGGCAGCAGCUGGAGAGCACGACCCUGGCCCUGGAGCACAGCAACCAGAGAGCUCGGGCUCUGGACGCCGAGCACAGACGUGUCUGUCAGCAGCUGUCUGAGUCUAAGGAGCUCUGCACUCGACUGCAAGACCUGGAGAAAGACCUCAGCACUCGAUUAACCAGCAUGGAGGAGGGUAAACAGCAGCUGCAGGAGCAGUACGCAGAUGCUCAGGCCAAGAUUAGCUCACUGUCCCAGGACCUUUCCAAUGAGCAGGCAUGUUCUCAAAAACUGUCCGCUGAGGUCGAACGUCUGAGCCAGAAACUACAAAAAGCCGAAGCUGAAAAAAAAGUGGCCACAGAUUCUCUCAACCAAUCACAGGAGAGAAUAGAGUCGCUCUCCAAGUGCCUUAAGAAAAGUGAAUCUCUUCUCCAGUUGGAAAAGCAAAGAAGAAGCGUGGAUGAGGAAGCUACUUCGGAUUCAGACUCGUCAAACAAAAUGCACAUUUGUCAGACACACACCCAGGAGACGUCACCUCUGAAUCAAUCCCCUGAAGCCAGCAAAGGUCGCGACCUUUCCAUUAGCCAUGAUUAUUCCACAGGAGGGACAGAGAGGCUGCUGAGUGAGAGGCUGAGAGAGCUUGAAAAAGAGAAAGCAGUGGCGAUUACAGGACAGGAGGCUCUGCAGUCGCGGUUGUCUCAGUCCCAGGAGGCGUGUGCGCACUUUAAGGAACAGCUGGAGGCUUUGCGCCGGAACUCCCUCAGCCUCCAGGACUCCUGCACCAGACUGCAGACACUUAACACCCAGCUACAGGUGGACCAAGCAUCACUGAGCUCUCAGCAUUCAGCAGCGCUAGCCCGCUGUAGCGAGAGCGAGGCCCGGUGUGCGUCUCUGGAGGCCGAGUCUAAGGUGUGGGCCCGAGAGCGGGAGGAGUCAGUGGCCAGGAUGGAGGCUCUUAGGCGAGAUCACGAGCGGAUGACGGCACUGCAGCAGCGACAGGAGGUGGAACUGGAGGAGCUGCUGGACAAACACUCUCAGCUGAGGAGCAGUAAUCGUAGCCUGGAGGCCCAGCACAGGGAGCUGGAGGCCAGGUACAAAGAGCUCCUGGAUGGUAAAGCCCAGCUGGAGGAGAGAGAGCAGGAGAUGAAGAUGGAGAGACAGGAGAUGGAGGCAGAAGCCCAGAGGAGAGUGGAGAGAGAACGCGAGCUGGAGAGGCUGAAAGACGACAACGAGAGGCUGCAGGCCCACCAGAAGGAGUGGUUGGCGUCGCAGGCGGAGCUGUUGGCUCAGGGCUCUGUGCUGCGGGGGGAGCUGAGCGCCUCCCAGCUGGAGCGGACUCGACUGGAGGGGGAGCUUAGCGCCCUGAGGGAAACCAACCAGAGCCUGGACCUCAGCAACGCCCGCCUCACCAGCCAGUAUCAGCUGUUGACCCAGCUGAAGGGGAACAUGGAGGAGGAGAACCGACAGUUAGCAGAGCAGAACCAGGGUCUGCUGAAGGAGAACCGGGCCUUAUUGGAGCAGAGUCUGGAGCGCCGUGACCAGCACUAUUCACAGCAGAGAGAGUACCAGGAGAAGCUGAGUGAGCUCCGUCGAGAGAAGCAGAAGUUGGUGGAGAAGAUUAUGGAUCAGUAUCGAGUCCUCGAGCCGAACAUGCAAUCUCCAAACAUCAAGGCCAAGAAAUCUAACUGGAUUGCAGACAGAAUGAAGAAGCUAAUCAAACCCCGCGGAGGAGGAAGAGAGGGACGCGCCCUCUUCACCGCCGCGGGCAGCGUGGAAAACCUGGCCGACAGCACUGAAUUUACAUCAGAUGCACACACAUCUCAGCCUGAUCCCCGCAGCGCUCCAGUUUCUCCUUCUCUCUUGAGAAAAGCUCCAUCGCAGACAGAACCAGACAUUUCAGUUCCAGGGACUCCAACCUUGCGUUCUGGCUCCGGGGGCCGUCGUAAGCUGGGAUCCCGUCACGGCUGGGGGCUGGGCUUGGCCAGAGGAGGCUCUGGAGUUUCCCAAUCCUUCAGUCCUGGUGACAACAAGACACCUCCCCGCCAGCGUCUGCGCUCCAGCCAGAACACCCCCACUGUCCUCUGGGAGGGAGACAGGGGCGAAACAAACGCACCUCAGGCAGCAGACACAGCACUGACAACUCAGGGGAGUGUUGAUGAGGAUCAAGGGAAAGACAAUCAACACUCCAGUGACGACACCGCAACGGCCUGAGAAAGACCUCAAUAAAGUCGUCAGUCGACUUUCAAUUAAAAAAAAACAAAUGUUUUUAUAUUAUGUGCUUCCAGCAAACUGUAUUAAUGCCGCUUUUUUGUAUGUGACUAUUUUAAAUAUAAAAGGUCCUUGUAGUAUUUUUGAAUACAUGAAUGAAUAAAUACUUAUAUCAGUGAUUCUCAGUGUUCCCUGAGUUGCAAUGAAAUAAACCAUCUCUCUAGUGUGGAGACUGCAAACUGACAAAAUGUAGUUAAACCGUUUGUAGUCAAGUCAGAAAUAAAACUGAAUACAUCAAUAAAUAAUAUUUUUUACUUUUACCACAAAUUAGUUGGUAUGUUCAUAUAAGUUCUGCAUUUAUCUUUAACGAGCUCAUGUAAUUUUUAACUCCCUUAGUUCCUGUUUUUUUAUCCUUUUUUUUAAUC